AUGGCGGCGCCGCUGGGUGACGCGGACCUCAAGGGCCAGUACUGGACGGACGAUGACUCCGACGGGGAUAAUGAGUCCGAGGAGUUCCUCUAUGGUGUGCAGGGGACCUGCGCCGCCGACCUGUACCGGCACCCGCAGCUGGACGCCGACAUCGAGGCAGUGAAGGAGAUCUACAGCGAGAAUGCCGUGGCUGUCAGGGAGUAUGGGACCAUCGAUGACGUGGACAUCGACCUCCAUGUGAACAUCAGCUUCCUCGAUGAGGAGGUGGCCACAGCAUGGAAGGUGCUGCGGACGGAGCCCAUCGUGCUCCGCCUGCGCUUCUCCCUCUCCCAGUACCUCGAUGGCCCCGAACCGUCCAUUGAGGUUUUCCAGCCGUCCAACAAGGAGGGCUUCGGGCUGGGUCUGCAGCUGAAGAAGAUCCUGGGCAUGUUCACAUCCCAGCAAUGGAAACAUCUCAGCAAUGAUUUCCUGAAGACCCAGCAGGAGAAGCGGCACAGUUGGUUCAAGACGAGCGGCACCAUCAAGAAGUUCCGUGCUGGUCUCAGCAUCUUCUCACCCAUCCCCAAGUCUCCCAGCUUCCCUGUUAUCCAAGAUUCUGUGCUGAAGGGCAAACUGGGCAUCCCCGAGCCUCGUGUGAACCGCCUGAUGAACCGGUCCGUGUCCUGCAUGGUGAAGAAUCCCAAGGUGGAAGUUUUCGGCUACCCACCCGCCAGCACCCAGGCAGGUGUUGCCCCCUUCAACAUCCUGGUCGGUGGCCACUGCAAGAACAUCCCCACGCUGGAGUAUGGCUUCCUCGUCCAGAUCAUGAAGUAUGCGGAGCAGCGGAUCCCAACGCUCAAUGAGUACUGCGUGGUGUGUGACGAGCAGCACGUCUUCCAGAACGGCUCCAUGCUGAAGCCAGCUGUGUGCACCCGAGAGCUCUGCGUCUUCUCCUUCUACACCUUGGGUGUCAUGUCCGGCGCGGCCGAGGAGGUGGCCACUGGUGCCGAGGUGGUGGAUCUGCUGGUGGCCAUGUGCCGCGCUGCCCUCGAGUCUCCUCGCAAGAGCAUCAUCUUCGAGCCUUACCCCUCUGUGGUGGACCCCAAUGACCCCAAAACUCUGGCCUUCAAUCCCAAGAAGAAGAACUACGAGCGGCUGCAGAAGGCUCUGGACAGUGUGAUGUCCAUCCGGGAGAUGACCCAGGGGUCCUACCUGGAGAUCAAGAAGCAGAUGGACAAGCUGGACCCCCUGGCACAUCCCCUCCUGCAGUGGAUAAUCUCCAGCAACAGAUCCCAUAUUGUCAAGCUGCCUCUCAGCAGGCAGCUGAAGUUCAUGCACACCUCCCACCAGUUCCUCCUGCUCAGCAGCCCCCCAGCCAAGGAGGCCAGGUUCCGCACAGCCAAGAAACUCUACGGCAGCACCUUUGCUUUCCAUGGCUCUCACAUUGAGAACUGGCAUUCCAUCCUCCGCAAUGGGCUGGUCAACGCCUCCUACACCAAACUGCAGCUGCAUGGAGCAGCCUAUGGCAAGGGCAUCUAUCUGAGCCCCAUCUCCAGUAUUUCCUUUGGAUACUCAGGAAUGGGGAAAGGGCAGCACCGGAUGCCGUCGAAGGAUGAGCUGGUACAGCGGUACAACCGGAUGAACACGAUCCCCCAGACCCGCUCCAUCCAGUCCCGCUUCCUCCAGAGCCGCAACCUGAACUGCAUCGCGCUUUGCGAAGUGAUCACCUCCAAGGACCUGCAGAAACACGGCAACAUCUGGGUCUGCCCUGUCUCGGACCACGUCUGCACACGCUUCUUCUUUGUGUAUGAAGAUGGCCAAGUGGGAGACGCCAAUAUCAAUACUCAGGACCCCAAAAUCCAGAAGGAGAUCAUGCGUGUGAUCGGGACUCAGGUGUACACAAACUGAGUGGCGGCGGUGACGGUGGGACCCCGGGACUCCCCGGGCACCGA
Messenger RNA from Sturnus vulgaris (Common starling), 1931 nucleotides. The record is from RefSeq and is a predicted model, not a curated record. Lineage: Eukaryota; Metazoa; Chordata; Aves; Passeriformes; Sturnidae.